CGCCCAACGCCCGGUAGCCCGAGAGCCUCUGGGGUCCUCCCCCACACCCCCGAGGUCCUGCAGACGACGGCGUCGUGGGCGGCCACCGUCUUGGGUCUGGAACGGGGACAAUGAGCGAUAGCCACUCGGCGCCAGGCCCGGGCUCUUCCCGCCCGGGUGGGGCACAGAGCGCCGCGGGCGGUCGAGGAGCCCGGAAGCCCAGGCCGCUCCGUCCCCGUUUCCGGCAGCGCCUCGCUGCUCCUGGAGCCGCCGUGGCAGCGUACGCAGUUUCCAUGGGGACUGAAGAUGGCGCCCCGAGGGAAACGGUUGUCCUCGACCCCCCUGGAAAUCCUAUUCUUUCUGAACGGGUGGUAUAAUGCUACCUAUUUCCUGCUGGAACUUUUCAUGUUUCUGUAUAAAGGUCUCCUGCUACCAUAUCCAACAGCUAACCUAGCACUGGAUGUGGUGAUGCUCCUCCUUUACCUUGGAAUUGAAGUAAUUCGCCUGUUUUUUGGUACAAAGGGAAACCUCUGCCAGCGAAAGAUGCCACUCAGUAUUAGCAUAGCCUUGACCUUCCCAUCUGCCGUGAUGGCCUCCUAUUACCUGCUGCUGCAGACCUAUGUACUCCGCCUGGAAGCCAUCAUGAACGGUAUCUUGCUCUUCUUCUGUGGCUCAGAGCUGUUGCUUGAGGUGCUCACCUUGGCUGCUUUCUCCAGUAUGGACAGGAUUUGAAGUACAAAAUUUCAGCCAGCAGCCCAUCAGGCUGAUACCACAUAUACUGCAUCUGGCACUUUGGCCACAGCGGUGAGAAUUGGAGGGGCAAGUUGUCUGAGAAAGGCUGUGUGGCUUUUCUUCGGCACAGACAUUUGUGCAAGCAACUCAGAAUAAGGCCAGUGGGUACCAUCUUCUAAAGCAGGAUCAUCAGCCCCAGAGGCUCUUCUACACUCCAGUAUAGGGAGGGGCAAGGUUAUUCCCAUCCUGGCCCUUCUCAGAACCAGCUCCCUGCUGACCUCAAGUUCUCCUCUUUGAUCACCGUGGCCAGAGCAUCUCGUGUGGACCAUCUAGGCUCCUUGGGCUUCAAGCAGGACCUGAGCCACAUGCUCCCUCCCACACGAGCAUAGAGAGCCUCAUAUUGGUAGGCUUCCAGAGCCAUGCAAAAGCCUCUUACCCCAAUCCUCAGAGACUGAGCUCCAGAACUUUUUUAGUAGCUCAUAGUGUUAUUUUUCUACUCUCAUCAUGAUACAAACUUUAUUUUAUAAUAAAUACAUAUUUUCUGUUG
Messenger RNA from Cebus imitator (Panamanian white-faced capuchin), 1258 nucleotides. It is a transcript of the gene TMEM216, whose product is annotated as transmembrane protein 216. NCBI's taxonomy places the organism in Eukaryota, Metazoa, Chordata, Mammalia, Primates, Cebidae. Bases 286 to 711 code for a protein of 141 amino acids. The record is from RefSeq and is a predicted model, not a curated record. Gene Ontology annotation, cellular component: ciliary transition zone. Gene Ontology annotation, biological process: non-motile cilium assembly. The transcript has 5 exons.